Molecule: messenger RNA, 1056 nt
Organism: Hemicordylus capensis (graceful crag lizard)
Lineage: Eukaryota; Metazoa; Chordata; Lepidosauria; Squamata; Cordylidae
Product: olfactory receptor 1020-like
Exons: 3
Coding region: 1-1056 (351 amino acids)
Biological process (GO): G protein-coupled receptor signaling pathway; sensory perception of smell
Cellular component (GO): membrane
Molecular function (GO): odorant binding; olfactory receptor activity; G protein-coupled receptor activity
Source: RefSeq, a predicted model, not a curated record
AUGGAUGGGGAUAAUUGCACUGCAGUGGUUGAGUUCAUUUUCAUAGGACUCACAGAUAGAUCAGAUCUUCAGUUCAUCCUCUUCAUAUUCUUCUUGCUGAUCUAUGUUUUCACGGUGCUAGGAAAUGUUGGGCUCAUUUUAGUAGUGAGGACAGAUGCCCGUCUUCAGACACCAAUGUAUUUCUUUCUCAGCAACCUCUCCUUCCUUGAUAUGUGCUAUUCCACCACCAUCACCCCCAAGAUGCUAGUCAGCUUCUUUGCCCUUAGAAAAACCAUCUCAUACAUUGGCUGUAUCACUCAAUUGUAUUUUUAUGCUGGUCUGGCAACUACAGAAUGUUACCUCUUAGCCAUGAUGGCCUCUGAUCGCUAUGUGGCCAUUUGUAACCCAUUGUUGUAUACUGUCGUCGUGUCUCGAAGAGUAUGUAUUUUUCUAGUCUUUGUUUCUUAUGUGCUUGGGUUUCUGAACUCAACAAUACACACAGCUUUUAGUACAAGAUUUUUAUUUGGUAACUACAAUGUCAUCAACCACUUUUUCUGUGAUGGACCACCAUUGAUGAAAUUGACCUGUUCUGAUACGAGCCUCAACCAGAUCUUGAUUUUUGCUUUUGCUGGAUUUAAUGAAGUCACCACCACAUCCAUAGUCCUUAUAUCUUACUGUUGCAUCCUCUCGAACAUUUUCAGGGUGCGUUCUAAUGAAGGCAAGUGCAAAGUCUUCUCCACCUGCACCUCACAUCUGACUGCUGUCAGUUUGUUCUAUGGGACUCUCCUCUUCAUGUAUUUGCGGCCCAGCUCCAGCUACUCUUUGGAGCAGGAUAAAAUAGUUGCAGUAUUCUACACAGUGGUUAUCCCUUUUUUGAAUCCCCUGAUCUAUAGCUUGAGGAACAAGGAUGUGAAGGAUGCCUUGAGGAGGAUCAUGGAGGAGCUAGAGGGAAAUAGGCUCGGAGCUCCAACAUCCACGUAUGCUCCCCAUGCCAUCUUGGAGAGGACUGAGGUCUGCCAGCGUCAGCCCGAGCUGCACGGCCGAAGCUCCGCCCCGCACAGGCCGAUCAGCCAAUGA